Molecule: messenger RNA, 2586 nt
Organism: Epinephelus moara (kelp grouper)
Lineage: Eukaryota; Metazoa; Chordata; Actinopteri; Perciformes; Serranidae
Gene: egln2
Product: egl-9 family hypoxia-inducible factor 2
Exons: 6
Coding region: 529-2148 (539 amino acids)
Biological process (GO): cellular response to hypoxia; peptidyl-proline hydroxylation to 4-hydroxy-L-proline
Cellular component (GO): cytoplasm; nucleus
Molecular function (GO): L-ascorbic acid binding; peptidyl-proline 4-dioxygenase activity; ferrous iron binding
Source: RefSeq, a predicted model, not a curated record
GGAGGAGCGGGGGGUGGAGGAGACAGGCAGAAAGUGGGGGGUGUUCAUCGACACAACAGAAAUCACUUUUUUUGGGUGACAGAGGGGACCACGUUUGGCCCCGGGGAUCACCCUCCGUCCCUCGGUUGAGUUGAAUGUGUCAGACCGGCGACGGUCGCCGUCUACUGCCUGGAUUUUAUUUAUAACCGACAAGAAAAUUGGAUGGGACGCACACACGGGCAAGACAAUCCCGGAAAUAACAUGCGUACUCUCAGCCUGUCACGUACGCUCGCUGAGGAUUUGCAUUGCUGUAGGCUGCCGUAGAUAUCCUGCAAAAAAAUGUUUAUAAGACGGAUACAAACAAAUACACAGCUUGAGAGUGCUGUAUGAGAGUAUUUGGUAAAAAAUAAGAGCGAGUAAAAGAGGACUUGGACAUGAAACUUCUAGUGGCUGUGGCAAAGAUCCUCUGUAUGAGAGAAAGCAGCGGCUCAGCGAGAAAAUGAAGCGAGGACGUGAGCUACGUGCGCAUCCAGCAGAUGACGAGAUGAAAUGGAGAGCUUGGGACACACGGACCCUUUAAACCCAAGCUCUUCCCUCGGAUCCGUAGCUGUUUCAACCACGCAGCAGAGCGUCUUUGGAGCGGCAGAGAUUCAUCACACGUACCGAGCGGACAUGGGGCUUAACGGCGUAUGCGCGGCACCGGUCGGGAGUCCGACGGCCGCGGAGUUACUCGCGGGUCUGGCCUCUCAGACCGACUCCCCUGCAAUCACAACCCCGACGAAGCGGUCUAAAACCGGCGUGCCGCUCUACAACGGUGGGGUGGUGUCUCCAUCUGCCACCGUGGAGGGGAGCCACGCAGGCGUUUUGGCUCACACACCAAACGGUUACCCGGCACAGAUAAAGGGGGCGGCGGGGGUGACAGGCGACCCCAUGUACCCUCUCACUAGCAGAGCCUCUCUGAUGGAGAACGGGGACCGGGCAGCCCAUGAGAAGUGCCCUUCACUGAUGAGGAGAAUCAAUGGUGACCUGAAAGCCAGGCAGGUGCAACAGAAACGCAGAGGUGGGGAGAAUCGGGACAUGGGGUCAGGAGCUCCUUAUGGCCUCACAAUGGAGUCACCCGGGUCAGGAAGUUCUGUGGACUCGGCUUUUGCUUCUGGGGACUCGGACUGUAAGCGGAGACGGUUGGCAGAUGAAAGUGUUGCUCACAAAUCUUCAGAGGCCUCCAGAGUGGCCCGAGUGGUCGCCCCGCUCGCCAACUGCAGCAACAGUUCCCAUAGCAACCAAAUGACUGUCAAUCAUGUGCACUGUGUCACUCCCCAAUCUCCCUUCACCCCUCAUACUAACCAGCACACCGGACAUAAAGUGGCCUCCUCAGGACCGCCAGCUGCACCCAGCCAGACCUCCCCCGUCGAGGCUAAGCGCAUCCCGACUCCACCACCUCCAGCAAGGGCAGGCUGGUCGGCAGAGCACAUAGCCCAGCAGUACAUCAUCCCCUGCAUGAAAUAUUAUGGCAUCUGUCUGAAGGACAACUUCCUGGGCCCUGAGCUGGGCAGCAGGGUCCUGGAUGAGGUGGAGGUCCUAAACCGCAGCGGGAAAUUUCGGGGUGGGCAGCUGGUGAGCCAGAAGAACAUCCCCUCUCGGAGCAUCCGAGGUGACCAGAUAGCCUGGGUGGAGGGAGGACAGCCCGGGUGCGAGAGCAUCGGGGCACUGAUGGCUCACAUCGAUGAGGCCGUCAUGUACAGCGCUGCCAAUGGACAGCUGGGGGACUGCGUCAUCAAUGGACGCACCAAGGCGAUGGUUGCUUGUUACCCAGGGAACGGGGCGGGGUACGUCCGUCAUGUUGACAACCCUAAUGGUGACGGACGUUGCAUCACGUGUAUCUACUAUCUCAACAAGAACUGGGAUGUCAAGAAACAAGGAGGGAUGCUGCAGAUCUACCCUGAAGGCAAAAAUGUGGUAGCCAACAUCGAACCUCUGUUUGACCGGCUACUCAUCUUCUGGUCUGACCGCAGGAACCCACACGAAGUCAAGCCGGCCUUCGCCACUCGCUAUGCCAUCACAGUCUGGUACUUUGAUGCCAAAGAGAGAGCUGAAGCUAAAGAGAAAUACAGAUUGGCAACAGGACAGAAAGGUGUUCAAGUGCCUGUCACCCAAAACAGCAGGACAUAAAUCUCAUCCAAUUACUGGAGAGCACUCUGAAAGUAUUAUGUGCCUUCCUGGACUACUAAUGGACGUCACAAUGGAAAAAGGGAGACAUCGUUAAAACUGUCGCCAACGCAGCUCCAUGCCACUCUUACAGUGUCAGCUGUCACAUUCACAUCAAGGACUGUGAUGUAAUGUUUCGCUGCCACGUGACGAGGCUGCUGAUCAAAGACGUGGCAGAUACAGAGCACAACAGACUUGAUUGUGUGGCCAAGGUGAGAUCAGAGUUGCGCAGGAGUCGUGGCAAAAGGAGAAGAAAAGAUCUUCAAUAUCUUGCUGAAUCAAGUAUGAAGACAAGAAACUAAGAAAAAAAAACAAAUCUCCUUAAUUUUAUUUUGUUGCAGUUUUGCCUGUUUGGUUAGCAGUGAUGUUGUGAUGUAUUAAGAAAUUAUUGUUUUACUCUGA